This is a messenger RNA of Didymosphaeria variabile, 1917 nucleotides long. RefSeq lists its product as uncharacterized. NCBI's taxonomy places the organism in Eukaryota, Fungi, Ascomycota, Dothideomycetes, Pleosporales, Didymosphaeriaceae. Gene Ontology annotation, molecular function: RNA polymerase II cis-regulatory region sequence-specific DNA binding; zinc ion binding; DNA-binding transcription factor activity, RNA polymerase II-specific. The transcript is spliced from 2 exons. The coding region runs from base 1 to 1917 and encodes 638 amino acids. Gene Ontology annotation, cellular component: nucleus. The record is from RefSeq and is a predicted model, not a curated record. Gene Ontology annotation, biological process: DNA-templated transcription; positive regulation of transcription from RNA polymerase II promoter by galactose.
AUGCGGACUACCGAAUCAGCCGCCGACGAGCAAGAGCCUCGUACAGAUGGUGCAGAUGGGUGUGGCAGUGUCAACCAAUACACAAAAGGCACUGAAUUCUAUGGUGACACAGGCAUCUUUCCUUUUCUGGCACGUCUGAGAAGGUAUGCGCAAUCGCAGACUAAGAGGCGCGACCAACCACAAGGCAUCUCUAUCGUAAGCUAUCUCCACAACUCAGAUUACCCAGUCUCCGCUACGUCACCAGAAUUCCCGCAAUCUUUCGGUAUUUCAAGGCCACCUGGAACUAGAGGCGUACCAUCAUACAACCAUUUGCCUAUUGAAACAUCAAGACCGAUCGAGUCGAGAUGCAUCACACUGUUCUUCAGUAACCUGCAUCUUAUUCAUCCCGUGCUGGACAAGUCGGAAUUCCUGGCCCGCUGCAAACUUGAAGUUUGGACUGGCCCUGGCGAUGCAUACCAAGCAAGCUCUUGUGGCUUUCAAGCCGUGUACUAUGCAGUACUUGCUCUAGGUGCUAUUGUGGCUAGUGAGGACGAUUUUGCUUCAGAGCUUCCAGAUACACGACUUGGGACUCCAGCGGCAGAUGCGCGACUCAAUGAUGUUCAGUCGCCUUCGACUCUGGCAAAACUUUUUUUCGAGCGAUCAAAAGCCAGUUUAGGCGAUAUAUUCGACGUCAGCUCACUAGAUACGACACAAGCUCUGUUUUUGCUGUCCGUGUUCUGUCAAAACGCCUUAAAACCACACAGUUGUUACCUGUUCAGCGGUAUGGCUGCUAGAACCGCCAUCGCUAUUGGUCUGCCGAACGCGAAGCAUGGAACAGUUAGUGGAGAUUCCAAAUACUUACGGAGGGCAGUCCUCACCUGGUGGUGUAUCUACAUGCAUGAGGUUGAAAUGUGCUGCGCCUCUGGACGGGAUUCGUCUCUGAAAUCACCCGUCCACUACGACUUGCCUCUUCCUAACGAUGACUGCACCAUCUCAAUUGGAGGAGCUUCUGAUACGACCAAUGCCUUCAUCUCCGUUACCGUGUCCAUUGCGAAUUUACUAAAGCAAGCAUCCGAGGAACUGUACCAAGGCGACUCUAUCACACUGAGUAGCUGUUCAGUCAAAGCGCACGAAUUGAACAGAGCACUCGAGAGAUGGAGAGAUGAUAUUUCUAGCCCGCUUAACUAUACGAAAGUGUCAUUGACGGAGCCGGAGCGAAUUAGCAAGCAGAAGACUGUUCUAAAACUACGCUACCUUAGCGCACGCAUCCUAAUCUACCGGAAGUUCGUCGAGACUUGGUCUACGCAUCCCGAAAUCCGCUUCAGGUCCGAAGUCAAUGAAUGCCUGAACGCUGCACGCAGCACUAUCCAACUACUCUACGAAACGUAUCUGCACCGGCCGUACUUCCGAACCUGGUGGUACAAUACGACGUAUCUUCUCAAUGCAAGCAUGAUUACACUCUAUGUCUACUUCAUUGGGGCGCACCUCGUCCCCACGUCUGAUCUCUUUCAAGACGUUGAGAAAGCCCUCGAUGUCUUUGCUGCCAUGGGAUCCGUUGUUGUUGCCCGGCGGUGUGCAAAGCUGAUCCGUGAAAUAUACGAUGCAGCAAAAGUUGUGCAUCAAAGCCGUUCUGCCAGUAGCAACUCGCUAGCUCAUGGAUCCCAGAAGUUGACAACGAUGGGACAAACCAGCUGUGCCCAGGCAGAGCAAGCUUCAUUCGUGGACAAUAGCGAGGGACCUAGCGGUCAUGACUUCCCGCUCAUAGAGAUGGUGGAUGACUUUGGAGAUAACAAUGAUAUCUUCCCCGCAGCGGACAUGAUCCUAGAUUUUGGCUUUGGCGAUGCAUUUUGGAAUAUCGAUGGUGACAUUGACGUAGACGUCUCAGGUGGCAAGAGCUUGCAACAUGAUAAUGUUGGUUACAAUGCAGUACCUACAUAG